This is a messenger RNA of Serendipita indica DSM 11827, 3165 nucleotides long. NCBI's taxonomy places the organism in Eukaryota, Fungi, Basidiomycota, Agaricomycetes, Sebacinales, Serendipitaceae. The record is from the annotation of a GenBank genome assembly.
AUGUCUUACAUCGUCGUUGGAAUCAUCCCCGUCGGUGGGGAUCUCAAAUUGCGUGAACAGUACCCGCUCGUCCAGUCUCGAUGCAAUUACAACGUCAUUGACGUGUAUAGCAUCGCUGAAGUCGUUCAAGACUACCAAUCGACUGCACCCAUUAACCGCGACGUCGACUAUGUCUUUCCCCUUCCACCUAGUGCCGCUGUCUGCUCCUUCAAGGCCGUCAUCGACGACAAGCGAACAAUCAAGGGAAUUGUCAAGGAGAAGGGUGAAGCGAAGCGGGACUUUGACAAAGCCGUCGCCCAGGGCAAGACCGCCGGGUUACUCCAGCAGGAACACGCUGAUGUGUUCCGUGUCUCUUUGGGGAACAUUAAACCUAACACCAAGAUCAGCGUUCACAUCUCGUUUGUGUCGAUUGUCCCCCACGAUGGAAGCUCUCAGACUGCACUUCGCAUCACGAUGCCAACUUCUAUCGCACCACGCUAUGGCGUAGCACCCACAAACAUUCCGUGGGCUCGCAACUCGUCCAAUCGGUUCGAGCUUACGGUCGCCAUUCAAAUGAACAAGCCUGUCACAUCCGUCAGCUCUCCGAGCCAUCCGAUCGGACUUACACUCGGGUGUAACCAGAAGGAGCUCACCGGUGACUAUGAGCCGUCCAAGGCAUUUGUGCAUCUUGCCGACGCCGCGUUCCUUGACAAGGACAUUGUCAUCGUCGUGUCGGCGCAGGGACUCGAUGCACCGAGGUGCAGUGUCGAAAGGUGGCUUAAGAGUGAUGGCGCCGAGGAGACCACGGAUGCAUAUGCACUCACGCUUGUGCCCAAGUUUGACCUACCUGCACUUCCUCGACAGGAAUACAUCUUCCUGGUUGACAGAAGUGGUAGCAUGGGUGGUGGCCGCAUCAACUCUGUGAAGGCGGCCCUACAAAUCCUCUUGCGUUCGCUCCCGUCGCGCAACACGACAUUCAAUAUUGUCUCGUUUGGGUCGCACCACACCUCACUUUGGCCAACAUCCCAGCCAUACAGUGCAGAGGCUAUGGAAACCGCCAGCAAGCACGUUGACGAGUUUUCUGCAAACUAUGGUGGGACGGAGAUGCGUGCUGCAAUAGAGUAUGCCUUCCAGUCUCGCGCGGACUUCAAGAAUUGGCACAUGAUCGAUUCCAAGGAAAAGGUUCCUACUUCAGUCUUCGUGCUCACGGACGGCGAGGCCUGGGACUUGGAGGGAUUAGUCGACUGCGUAUCCAAAAACUGCACGGCGUCCAAAGACAAUGGUAGUCUGCUCCGAACAUUUGUUCUCGGUGUGGGCAACGAAGUGUCAACCGCGAUGUGUGAUGGCAUUGCGCGUGCAGGAAGAGGCACAGCAGUUUAUGUCGCUACAGGAGAAAAGCCCGACGCAAAACUCAUGGGGUUACUGAAAGCGGCUCGUGGCGGGGUAAUCGACGACCUGGCGAUCGAAUGGACACCCGAGACCAAAGAUAACGAGUCAAUGGAUGAUGAAUUUGAAGUCGUCGACACGCCAGAACCCAAGAAAGAUAUCGCUCCUAGCCCUCAAGCGCCCUUGAGCCUCUUCGACGAUAUGCACGUCGAUAAGCCAGUAGAGCUCGGAGCUCAGAAGUCCAUCGUCAAUCUCGCCCCCCCUCCACGGAUUCAACAGGCGCCAAAGUCAGGGAAGUUGCCUAUCCCACUCUAUCCCGGUUUCCGCUGCAGCAUCUUUGCCAUUAUCAAGCAAAAUUCCAACCCUGGACCAUACUCGCCGCACAUCAAGAUCACUGGAAAGGUCCUGGGGCGGGACGUUGUAUUCCAAGUCCCCGUAUCACCUGUGUCCGUCGACAACAGCGCGCUCGCGGGUGUCGAAGGAGGACGGCUUUUGCAUACGCUUGCGGCUAAACAGCUCAUCCAAGCAUUUGAAGACCUUGCAAAAACACCGGAGAACAAGGCAGAGAUUGAACGUUUGGGCAAGCGGUACUCGCUCGCGAGCUCUGUCACGUCUUUCAUUGCCAUUGACGAAGAGAAAGAGGCUGAAGUCGAGAUGCAUAUCCCGCAAGCUGAAUCUAUCGCUCAACAGCAAGGAUCGCUUGGAGGAAUGGACCACCGGAACUCCAGAUCUAGAAUGGGAGUUGCCGCAGUCUCUGCUUUCUCAGCUCCCCCGGCUCCCAGAUUGAGCAGGCACAGUUACGUUGCUGCCCCUAUGAUGGCUCAGCAACAGCAGCAACUCAUGCAACAGACCCCCGCGACACAGUCUGCCAUGCUGGGCAGAGUUCAGCGGGUCGGUACGCUUGGCGAACGCCUCGAUAGCUUGCAAGACAAGUCGGAUUCUCUAGCAGCAUCCGCUGAGUCGUUCGAGAGGACUAAGCGAAGUUCACGUAGCGGAUUUUUCGGUAAUCUGUUCGGCGGUGCCUCUCGUUCCUCGUCCGUGUCAUCCUACGCUCCGCCUCCGCCUCCACUUGCUCCUCCAGGAGGUUCCAUGCCUUCUCCAGCAGCGAUAACCACGGGAUAUGUGCCAACACACGCAUAUGGAUCACCAGCGUCCUCCGCCUUUGGGAUUGUACCUCAGUCCACUGGGUUUGCACCCCAGUCCACUUUUGCACCCCAAGGGCUCUCUCAAGCAAAUCCCACCGCAUUUGCACCCCCACCACUCUAUGAGGAUUACGCUGUCGGGUUCGCAGGCGAGCAUUCAGAUGAUGAUGAAAGUCAAGGACGUGGACAAGAGGAAUACUCGACUCCCCGAACCAAGUCAAAACGCAAAUCCUCUGAAAAGAAAGAAGCCCGAAGCUCGUAUCCUCGGCUUGCAGGAGGUGGACCAACACCAGUCGCUGCGCUUACAGUGGAGAAUCUAGCCCGUGCUCAAAACUUUGACGGCGGCUUCUCUUUCAAUGAUCAUCAUAUGCAAUUCCUCUUCGGCACGUCUCCGAAUCGCUCUAGUGCACAGACACUCCCUCCACCCCUGUCAUCUCUCAUGUGUGCGGAAGAUAUCAAACAGACCAUCUGGUCGACGAUUCUAACACUCGCAUGUUUAGAGAAGACGUUCAAGAGUGACAAGGACUCGUGGGAGAUGCUAGCGGAAAAGGCAACUGACUAUAUCCUGGACGUGCUUCAAAAUGACUGCGGUUUGCCUUUUGACAAAGCCAAGUCUGUGGUGGCAGAGCUCAAGGCAAUCGCGGCAAAUCUCUUUUGA